Messenger RNA from Penicillium macrosclerotiorum, 591 nucleotides. RefSeq names its product Large-conductance mechanosensitive channel. NCBI's taxonomy places the organism in Eukaryota, Fungi, Ascomycota, Eurotiomycetes, Eurotiales, Aspergillaceae. The record is from RefSeq and is a predicted model, not a curated record. Bases 1 to 591 code for a protein of 196 amino acids. The transcript has 4 exons. Gene Ontology annotation, biological process: monoatomic ion transport; intracellular water homeostasis. Gene Ontology annotation, molecular function: mechanosensitive monoatomic ion channel activity.
AUGCGUGGCCUCGAUGACAGUACCGACAUCAUUAUUCGUGUGAGCCAGAGUGCGGGAGAGCAGGUGAAACAUGGGCUGGAAGCGUUUGUCAAUUUCGCAGCUCGGGACAAUGUCCUCGAGGUUGCGCUUGGUUUGAUUAUUGGAAAUGCAUUUACGAAAGUCGUGACUUCGUUCGUGUCGGACAUCGUGCUGCCGAUUGUCUCCCUAUUGCCUUUCCUGAAUCGCAACAUGGACCAGAAGUUUGCCGUGCUCUCCAGAGGCCCCAACUACGUAGAAGGAACGGGGUACAACACGGUCAAACAGGCAAGGGAGGACGGGGCGCUGGUUUUGGCAUGGGGAAUUUUCAUUGAGACCAUUCUCAAUUUCCUCGGGGUCAGCUGCACUCUAUUCGCGGUCGCACACAUUUAUAUGUUCGUGUCUCACAACAAAAUCAUCAAGCCCACCGUGCGAUGCAGAUAUUGCAAGAAAUUUAUCAGUAUUGAGGCCAAACGGUGCUUGAAUUGCUCCAGCUGGCAGGAUGGGAGAGAGGACCAACCUGGCGAGGAGUAUAGCGAUGAAGAAGAGGAACGUCGAGGCCACGGAGAGAGUUAG